GAACGAGUGCAUUUUUAGCAUGUUCGCUUCCUGGGCCCUCACAACAACAAAGGUGGCCCAGGAGACCCCCCUGAACCGCUUCCGUAGCCAUUUUUUGGGCUCAAGCCGUUUUUUGCUCGGGCUCCCGCAGCUCAAGCAGGCAGGCCUUCGGGGAGGCGGAUCGCCUGGGGACUCCCGGACGCAGACAGCAAGCAGAGUUCCCAUAAAGAUGGCGGCAGUGGUGGACAAGUGGGAUGUGAAGCAGAUGGAGUCCGGAGACAAGGCGUGGUCACAGCGGACUGGCCCAGAGAAGGCUCUCUUCGUGAUCAUCCAGUUGCUGAAGGUGGUGAUGGCGGUGGGGCUUCUCUACAUCUUUCUCAUCUCCCUGAGCAUGAUGGGCAACGCGUUCAAGGUCAUCGGCGGCCCCACCGCUGGGGCGGUCUUCCGGAACAACGCCAUCUUCAACAAUCCGUUCGCCGGUUGCUCCCUCGGGAUCCUGUCGACGGUGCUGGUGCAGUCCUCGUCGACCAGCACAUCCAUCAUCAUUUCGAUGACAGCGGCAGGCCUAAUCGAUCCCAAGAACGCUGUUUACAUGAUCAUGGGGGCGAACAUUGGCACAUCCGUCACCAACACAAUCGUCAGCAUGUCCCACAUGGGGGACGUGGACCAGUACCGCCGGGCGUUCGCGGGCGCAACGGUGCACGAUUGCUUCAAUCUGUUGACAGUGUCCAUCCUGCUCCCGCUCGAGUACUUUACCCACAUGCUUUACCACAUCGGCAGUGGCCUUGUCGAGUCCGCUGGCAUCGAGGAGAACCAGGAGAAGCAGGAGAAGAUCGACUUCAUCAAGAAGCUCACGAAGCCGGUCACCUCUCGCCUGAUCUCUGUGGACAAGAAACUGGUGACCAAGGUUGCGCAGGCGAGCGACCAGGACACGCUGGACGACCUGCUGGCACAGUCGAUCAUCCAAAACAAGCGCACUCAGGACAACCAUUUGUUCCUGGACACCCCCCUGAGCGACGGGGGGGCUGGGUGGCUGCUGCUGGUCAUCUCUCUGGUGAUGCUGUCUACCACGCUUAUCCUCCUGGUCAAGCUGCUGCAGACGAUCUUCCGGGGCCGCGCCGCGAUUUGGAUGCAGGGGCUGCUGAACCUGGAGUUCAAGACGGUGCCCUUUGUAGCCGACUACAUCCUCAUCCUCUUCGGCGUGGGCAUCACCAUCCUCAUGCAGAGCAGCAGCAUAACCACCUCGACGCUGACGCCGCUCGUCGGAAUCGGCCUCAUCAAGCUCGACAAGAUGUUCCCGUUCACCGUCGGCGCGAACGUGGGCACCACCGUCACGGGCAUGCUGUCUGCGCUGGCGGGCUCAAACGUCGCAACUGGCAUGACGGUGGCGUUUGCGCACCUGUUCUUCAACCUCAUCGGCGCUCUCAUUUGGUUCCCGAUUCCUGCCAUGCGCGCCGUGCCGCUCACCAUGGCCAGGGCGCUGGGUAGCGUGGCCGCCGACCUGCGCUGGUUUCCCGUCGCCUACAUCUUCGUCCUCCUGGACUGUCCAUGCGGCCACGUGGGCGGCACGCCCAGCAUGAAGAUGGCCACCGCGGACGGCGAGGGUCGGUCCGCCGCGUGGGAGGAGUCGAACAUCGGCAGCACCGACAUCGGCGGCGCGAGGCAGUGGUGGCUGGCGCCCUGUGCCUACGGGCUCGGCUGGUACUCGAUCCUGGUCCUGCUGAUGGCGGUGCCGAACGCCAAGUUGUCCGACAUGAAGUACGCGUCCUUCGACGCUCGGGACCACGUCGGCAUCGGCGCCUGGAGCGCGUGCUCCGCAAUGUUCGCUGAGGAGGUGGGCUGGGCCCCGAGCCCUCUAACGGGCGCGGCCCUUGAUGCGCACCUCGCGACGUGCAUGGAUGGCCUCAGCUCCGCCUGCGCCGACCAGAGCGACUUCUCCACCGUCCUGGGCGCCAACACCGUCUACGAGGAGUCGUGGCAGGGGUGCCCGAGCGCCACGACGGCGGACUGGCUGAGCGAGUGUGAGGCGCUAGCUGGGUGCGGAGACCUGCAUGCGACGCAGUGCGCCAACGUGUCCGCCGCGGUCUCCCGACCGUACACCAUCGACUACAGCCAGUCUGGCACCAAGUGGGCCGCGGCCCCGGCGUCGUCCUGCAGCUCGGACGCUUUGCCGAAGGCCUGCUGCAUCCCGCUCGGCGACCUCUGCACGGACGUCGGCGGCCUGACGGCCGCGGGCGGCCUGAGCGUGGCCGGGAUCGUCUUCUGCCUUUUGGGGAUGGCGGCGAUGCUCGCAUACCUCGCCAGGGGGGACAAGCGGGAAAUGCGCAAGGUACUCUGGGGCACCGCCGCCUCCUUCGGCGUGGCCUGGGUCCUCCUGCUCGCCGCGUGGGCCAGCGGCCUCAGCGCGCUGGGGAAGGAGACGACGUGCUGGGUCCAGGACGACCAGAACGACGGCAUCGUGGCGGCCAGAGGCAAGCUCGGGGACAUCGCGAACGGCGUCGGCUACGGGCUCGGCUACAUCAUCGGGGGCUGGGCCCUGCUCAGCCCGGUCCUCGCGGUCACGGCGCUCCGCGUCGCGGCCGACUUGAAGGCGGACUAGAUCUCGAGACCCCUUGCGCACGUGACGGCGCGGAUGACCCGUCGUGCGAGCCUUCCUCCACGGGCAGGCCAGCCACAGCGGGCCUGCACGCGGCUGGUCGGGCUGGCCGUUUUUUGUUUGUUGGUUUUUGCUUCCCCGCCCGGAAGCCUCUUUGCCCCCCGCAGCGCGACAGCGCCGCUCGCAGUAGCCCAGGCCGAAAAGAUGGAAGGAGGGGGAGGGGGACGGGGGAGGACGAGCAGCAGAGCACGAUCUGACACCCACAACAGCAGCAGACCACGAGCCCGGAUCCUGGGGCGGAGCGGCUUCUGUACAAUACGAAGCUCGCUCGCGGGUUGUCGCGCAAGCGCAGUGAUGCGGGAGGCUUGGCCUGGCGCCGCACCCUCGCACCGUGGCCGCCAAGCCAUGCCUCUCCAGCGCAGCUGUCUCAGUAUUUUGUCUGCGCUCGCCGCGCACACCUCCGGCGUAUGGACCGACCUCUGGCCCGGUCGCCGCAUUGUUCUCCUGUCCGCGGCGCGACAGUGCCUUCUCUUGCCGUCCACAUGCGGUGGCAAGUGGCGAUGACCGAGCAAAUGAGGCAUCGCGACUUGACCGCUUCGCGCCGAAGAAGAAGAAGCGCCACCUCCCUGGCGCAGGCGUUCCCUCUUCCCUCUGAGUGAGGUCUCGCGGCUGCAUCGCUCUGCCCACCCGGGGGAGGCGUGUCUGCAGUGCUCCGCCUCUCCGGGGGCGCCGGCCUGCCUCUCGCGCCGUGGG
Messenger RNA from Prorocentrum cordatum, 3328 nucleotides. The record is from the annotation of a GenBank genome assembly. Lineage: Eukaryota; Dinophyceae; Prorocentrales; Prorocentraceae.